Messenger RNA from Gryllus bimaculatus (two-spotted cricket), 5314 nucleotides. NCBI's taxonomy places the organism in Eukaryota, Metazoa, Arthropoda, Insecta, Orthoptera, Gryllidae. The record is from the annotation of a GenBank genome assembly.
CUAGCGUGUGCCUCGUUACAGGUGGAGGGACGCGAGCCGCCGCGCGCAGCCGCUCCGUCGCCGUCCCCACAGGCCGGCGGCCGCCCGCAGCCGUUUCAGCAGCAACAGCAACAUCAGCAACAACAGCAAUAUCAGCAACAACAGCACGCGGCCGCGCCCUCGCCGCCCGGCACGCGCAUCAUCCCCAUCCAGAUUGAGGGCGCCGCCCCGCCCGCGGCCCCGACCCCGGCCCCGCCGCACCACCAGCCACAGUCCCCGCAGAACAUGCAGCAGCGCAGGCCCGUGUACGUGCACAACAAGUUCAGCCCGCCCUCGCCUGCAUGCACGCCCUCGCCCGCGCACGACAGUGCACCUGCUCAGAGUCCUCGCCAACUGCAACAGCAGCACAGCUGGGGAACUGGAGCAGGUCCAGCAAGCCCAGCUCCUAUUCAGUCAAGAUCCUUCAGAGUGCUGCAGAAGAUUACGGAUACUGAUCAAUCAGAAGAUGAGCAAACAAGUCAACAAAAUCAGUGGAGUCAGCAAACACCUCAACAAAGUCAGUGGAAUCCUCAGUCAACACAGGGUGUUCCAGUGCAUGAAUUACGCAAGUUGCAACUCAGUGAGGAUGAUCGUGCUCUAAUGAAUAAGUUCAAGGCUCAAGUGGAUGAGGAUUCAUUCCUCCAUAAUGAGUCGGACCCUAGGUACAGAGGGGCCUCCAUCCCUUCACGUGCUUUCCGCAUGCUGCAGAGUAUGACGGAUGGUGCAGGUGGUGAUUAUGCUGACCAGCACCAGGUCCCUCGUAGUGGAGGCCCUGUUCGUUCAGGACCUCCCACAAUGUCAGCUCACCAGCCAGCUACAGAGUCAGCUCCACAACCAUAUAUCCCUCCUUCUGAACAACAAGUUCCAGAGCCUCGAAAAUAUGUUGGUGGCAGCAUACCAUCACGUUCUUUCAGGAUGUUACAAGCAAUGACCGGUAGUCCAGAAAGUUGUGUAACUCCAGCAGAAUCUUCAAGUUCAGUUUCUGCCCCCGAAGAAGAAUCAAGUGCUCAAAGUAGUUCAGAUGAAGAAAGCAGUGGAUCGGACACUGAAGUUGAAGAGGAGCAAGAUUCAAAACCUUUAGACAAAAAAGGUAAUGGUAGCGGAAGUGGAAGUGCAUUACAGAUGAUUCGUUCUGUAUCUGAUAUAAAUGUGUACAAAAAUAAUUCUAAAUCAGAAGUUGGAGAUUCUGAAACAAAUGAUGAAGAAACAGAACAAGAAGAAAGUGAGGAGGAGGAGGAGGAGGAAGAAGAAGAGGAUGAAGAGGUGGAAGAAGAAAAUGAGAACGAGGAAAGAGAGGAACAUCUUCCUCAUCAACUUAGUGUUAUAUUUGAGGAAAGUGAACAGAGUGAUGUUGAAAGUGUGAAACAUGCAAAAUCUUUAGGAAACAGUUCAGAAAGUGUGAAUCCAAGUGAGGAUGGAGAUAGUUCCACUGCCACAUUAGAUGAUGGGGAUGAUGACGAUGAUGAUGAAAGUGAUGUUGAUUUUGAUUCUGUUGAUCCAGCAUCAUCAACAGUCACUGUGCGAUUGCCAUUAAAAUUAAAAUUUAGCCGUUCUGCCAAUAAUGAGGAAGUAACAACAGUUAUUGUGGGUAAUAGUCAAGUAAAACGAACAGAAGCAGAACUGGAAUCAUUCACAAAAGAAGUUACUACCAAGGAAAAGGAAGAAACUGUUGUUGCUGGUGGGAAAGACAAUGCUGUCAAAGAUAGUGCUGCUAAAGAGAGUACUACUAAAGGCAGUGCUGCUAAAGACAGUGCUUGUGGAAAAGUUGAUGUUGGUGGUAGAAGAGAUAGUGACACACCUAAUGUGUCAGUUACUAUAUCAUUCCCCUCUAAAUCUAGUCCUGCGUCAAGUCCCACUGAGACUCCAGGUUCUCGCUUCUCUGAUAAUAAUGUUUGUCGACAGAUGAGUACAGAGAGCUUGGAUGUAUAUGAAACUUGUGAGUCAGAUUCUGAUGUGUCUGUGUGUUUGUCUCUUCCUUUGAGAAAGAAAACUUCUGUUAAAAAUUCUCCAAGAUCUACUCCUACCAUAAGCAACAUCUCAGAGGAGGAAGAUGAUGAAAGUAAAACAAAGGCAGAUGAGAGUGAUACAUUAAGUCACUGGGAUGAUGAUUCAAGUAGCACUAGCAUUCAGACUGUAAAGCUAUCUUCAGGCUCUGGCAGAUCAACAGCAUCUGAUAUAGGUAGUAAAUCUGAGAAUGAAGAUGCAACAGUGCGAAACAAAAACCUUAAAGGAAAACAACUUCCAAGUAAAAUUGUUAGAAAACAAGAAUUUGUUACUAUUAAAGAAACUCCAGUAGAUACUGAACAGCCACCCAAAGAAAUAAGCAAAAAUGAUAGUAGCAGUGAAAGUGAGAGUGAGAGUGAAAGCGAAGAAGAGAGUUUGGAAUCUCCUAAAGAGAAGAAUGGCAGUAUUAACGAAGUGAAAACUGAAAUUACAAGUUCCAAGACCAAGGAGGAAGAUAAUAUUGCCUUAACUAAUGGAAAAACAAACAAUGAAGAGGAUGAUAGUAGUGAAGAAUCAGAAGAAAGUGAAGAGGAAGAUGAAAAUGAAACAGAUGCAGAAACAGCAAUUCAACAAAAGCUUGAAAAAAUUAAUGAAGCUGAAGAAAACAAAAAUAAUGGUGAAAGUAUAUCCAGAAACAAUAAGGAAAUUGAUGGAGAAAAUGAAAAUGACACUAGGAGAAGUAAUUCCAAGCUUCAAGAAGAAAGUGAAGAAGAUGACUCAGGAGUUACAUCUGACAUGAGUCGACAGAUAUCUGAUGCUGACACUGACGGAGAUUCAAAUCUGAAUGAACUUCAGUUACAGUGCCAGCGUGUUGCUACACAUUCACGUCUUUUCAAACUAUUACAAGAUGAAUGCAGCAAAAGUGAUGAUGAAGAUGAGGAUGAUAAUGUAAAAGAAGAUCAGGAGAAGAAUGAGAAGGAAGUUAAAAGUGUUGGUCCCGGUGAGUCAGAAUUGUGAAGGACCCUGGCUGUGGAACAUUGUUUCAAAGCUCAACAUGCCCUGCUCUCUCCGCAGCACUAGCCACUAGGAGCAGUGUUCAACAAUCCCUGUUCUUUUAUUGUUGGUAUAAAAAUGUCAGAAUUAUAUUUCAUAACUGUAAAUGUUGUGCUAAAUGGUGUGAAUUUUCCACUUUUACUUGUGCUUUCUGCAUUUGAAAUGUUGUCACUUUGGUUAAAACCAAAUAUAUAAUACAGAUAUUUGACAUGAGGAAAGAAAGCUGUGCACAUAGCUUUGAAAUGGUACAUUUUACUUUUAUUAUAUACUUUGUAAGUUGAUUAAAUAAACCAUGGAUGUAGAAUUAUAUAAAACUUGCAAUCAUGGAUAAGCGAUCUUCAAAAUGUGAUUGUACCUGCUAUACCUGUUGUGCAGUUACUUUGAAGGAAAUGGCAUUUUGAAAUAAGCUAACAAUACUUUCUGUUUGGUGGAUAAGAAUACAAUGUUAUCUCUCAGAGAAAUAGUUUGCUUGUUGCAACAAUAGUUUGAGGCUCAUGAUAUUAUUCAUUAUUUAAUAUUUUUCCAUAAAAAAUAUGAAAUUUAUUCACUCAUCUUUUUUUGUUACUCUGUUAGUUCAGAGGCACUUGAAUGAGUUGCCUGGUUUGUAAUCUAUUUAAGGAUAGGCAAACUGUAGAGAAAGUACAGACCUAAGUGGUGCUUGUAGACAAAAAAUAUAUUUGUCUGCAUGUUUGAACUUCAUGUGGAGAUUGUAAAUGUUUGUAAAUAUACUACUAUUUUCCAUCACGUGUAAUGAAAGAAAUUAGAAGCAAUGGGAACAGUUCUUGUGUCUCACAGAUAGUGUUUUUGUUUAGAAUGCUCUAGGAGUAUGAAAGCAUCCGUUUGUCUUCACAACCAGCACAAGACUAGCUGCCAUGCACUAAAAUUGAUUGCUCCAUGUCUUUUUGUGUGCCUUACUAUGUUGUGCAAAAUUUUUUACUUUCUCCUUACAAGUACUGUGUUGAUACAUGCAAUACAGUAUUUUAGACAAGGUCAUGACAUUUCUUUGAUAUUGACAACCUCCUUUUGUUUGCCAAUUUCUCUUGUGAUUUAAUAACUAACAUUCUUUCUGUGCUAGAAUCGUGUAACAAUGUUGACUGACAUCUUUGUAGAAACAGCUAUUUUGUGUAACAUUUUUAAAAAGUGUAAGAUUUUUUUAUUGAUGAGCUCUGUGAUUAUAUUUCUAUACAGUUUAGGAUGGUACUUGAACACUCAAAGAACAUUUGAGAAAUAGUCAUUCUGAAAUUGUAUUGAGCACAAAUAUUUGUUGUGCAGUGUUUAAAGAAUGAAAGAAAAUAAAUUCUUUUAAAGUGUACUCUUUCAACUAUUAAUGUGUCCUUUUAUUUUAUUUUUGGGCAAUACUGAGUUGUAAAUGUUUCUCAGCAUUGUUUUUGUGAAAUUGGACAUAUUUGGUGUGGUUUAAAAAUAAGGGAAUGGAAAUAAAAUUAAAAAUUGAAAGAUGAUACUGUACUCGAUUUUCUGUGCUUUUGAAGUUUAAUAGUUUUUCAUGGAAAGAAAUAUUAAGAUGAUGGUGUUUGUGUAUAAAUUUUUGAUCUCAUUUCAAAAUUGCUUAUUUUUUGUCUGGUGGGAAAAAAUUGUUUAUGUAAUUUAAUGUAUAGUUUUAAUUAGUAUGGUUCCCAACUACUAGACCUUAAAAUUGUUCAAAUAUUUCACUAAAUGGAAAAUUAUUCUUGUUAUUCAGAGUUUUAUACCUUAUAUUAUGCUUUUUAAGUUUAUUGAAAUGUAAAUAGUAUAACAGUAAGUCAAACAGUAAAGCUGUUUACUUGCAAUCAAGGAAUGUUGAUAACUUUUGUACAGUAGGUUACAGAAAGGGUUCAAAACAUGUUUGUUCAGUUGUCUGUAGAUGGUAUGCAUACAUGUUUUAAAUUUUCAUUACCUUAGAACAGAUCCUAAGAAUAACAAAUCAGAACUGGAAUAUUAGGUACCUAUAUAGAUCAAUGUGUUGCAUUUGUCAUGCAAUUUUAUUCAUGAAAAUUGUGAAGGUUUAUGUGCAUAUCUAGCUGCAGUUACACAUGUUAGAAGAUCUGAGAGAUACAGCCAUCUCCACUUAUAUCUAUUAAGUUUGUAGGUUAAGCGACCUCUUCUCUGUGUUUCUAUUUCCUUGUUUAUUGCUUAUGAGAUUACUAUGUGCAGAAUUAUGUUUUGUAAAGAAAGGAAGCUUUUAAGCUUAAUUUUGACAGAAAAUUUAUUACAAAUGCUAUUUUUGUGUGCUUUGUAACAGGUUUAUAAAUAAAGUAAAUUAAAGUAGAUUUAAUGAGUUGUAUCGACUUUAAAUCCAGUA